This is a messenger RNA of Xiphias gladius (swordfish), 1882 nucleotides long. Its product is annotated as zinc finger and SCAN domain-containing protein 5A. The transcript has 2 exons. The record is from RefSeq and is a predicted model, not a curated record. Bases 234 to 1424 code for a protein of 396 amino acids. Gene Ontology annotation, molecular function: DNA-binding transcription factor activity, RNA polymerase II-specific; RNA polymerase II cis-regulatory region sequence-specific DNA binding. NCBI's taxonomy places the organism in Eukaryota, Metazoa, Chordata, Actinopteri, Istiophoriformes, Xiphiidae. Gene Ontology annotation, biological process: regulation of transcription by RNA polymerase II.
UGUUGUCCUAUCCCGAACACCGUAUGUCCCCCGUCACGUGACCACGCCCGUUUCCUGUUGCUAUUGUAUUACACUUCCAUGUUUUUCGCCUCAAACAGCAACGGUCAUGUAAACUCCGACGUCGAAACCGCAACCACCGCGCGACUCUUCCCCGCACACAAAGUUAGUUUAACGUCUGCCCAGGUCGCCCACAGCCAGCGGAGGCGCGGAACCGGCGCGGCUACGGGGGAAACAUGGCCAACUGCGUGGCUUUCCAGAGCAAGUUAACCUCGAUCAUGGAGAUGCUAGCGAAAACAGCCGUGGUGGAGAUCAGCAGACUGUGGGAGGACGGCUUUGCUCUCGUCCAGGUCGAGCUUCGCCGGAGGGAGAGCGAAAUCGAAGCCCUGAACACAAAGCUGAUGCUGAUGGAAAACGAGAGGCUGUCAGCCCUGUCUCACGCCCAGACUACGAAUCUUUCCUCCUCAUCUUCUUCCAAGAGAGAGCACCAGAACAAGCUGCUGCCGCCCACCGGUGAUGGGCCUAUUAUAGAUUCAGUCCAGACAUUAUGUUCGGAUCUGAGCGUCAGAGAGAAGGCGGACAACUCAGCAACUCACACACCACCACCAACUGCUCAGACAGAGGAGAAGCAGUGUGAGCAGCUCAAGUCAGACAAUUGUGAAAGGGAGGACAUAGAUGAUGAAGACUUGAUAGUCAAGCUGGAGGACGAGGACGACGUUCAGAUUGUGGAGCAGAUCGUGGACUCUGAUCACAGUGUUAACGACGGAGCGGGUCCCCACGAGAUGGAUCUUAACCAGCAACCUGCUGAUGUCCUGGAAGAACAGGAGAGCCAGCAGUGGACGUCUGUUUCAGUGGGAGACAGCGACACUGCCGACGACUCGGACUGCUUUUUCGAACCGAAGCAGCUGUCACAAAAUCUGGACUCAGAAAUCCUGCUCAUUCAGAAUGCCUUGGACAUUUUUGAUAAUUCAGCAGAGACAGCAUAUUCUGACAGGUUUAUGAGGGAUAACGGACAAGGUGCAUCGAGUAAAUCAAGGGCUUCUUUGACGUUUAGCCAAGCUCAGCCCAGUCAACCCAUAGAAGCAAUAAACCACCCAGAGAGGGGAGUGUCCAUCAGAUUCCUCUCGGAGAAACAACCACAAACUAAAAACACGUCAGCUUUUAACCCAGACAGCAGGUUCUUUCUCUUAAACGACCCCGAGCUUCAUAAAACUAUAGCAAGUCGCCGCAUAAAGGAGAAAUGGUUCAUCUGCCCGUUCUGCGGAAAAAGCUUUGAUCGCGUCAGCCAUCUGGAGAUUCACCAGCGAAUUCACACAGGAGAGAAACCGUACACAUGCGAUACAUGUGGCAAGUGUUUUUCUCAGAGGAGUAACCUUCGCACUCACCAGCGGACUCACAAAGAGGCUCUAUCCCAAAAUGCGGUUUGAUUUAAUAGAUUUUGGGUAAUGGGAAAAGCUAGAAUUUUCUCUGUCGCAUUUAUGUCUAGAUUAAUUAACAAAUUGUCUUUGUAUUUUGAUAUUACUGAAAAGUGAUGUAGCUGACUUUACUGUGCAGUCAUUUUUUAAAAAGCGUAACUUUGACAUAGCUUGGAUUGUAAGAACUAAAUUUGUUACUUGUGAACUCUUUAUAAAUUCAGCCAGUAUAGGCAUUUGUAAAACCACACAGGGACAUCCAGCCCCAAGGACAAAGCUGAGUAUUGACCUCUUAAAGUUAUAGAAAAAGACACAAUUUAUUCUUUAAUAUCUGGCUGAUUGACGCGAAUCAUUGCGGAUCAGAAAGGGUUGGAGAGCAAACCUCUGUAUGUGUGACCACCUCUGGUAUCCCUUAGCAUUACCGUUUUCUCAUUAAGUGUCCAUUUUCAGUAUCUAAAUAAGAAAAAAAAAAA